Juglans regia (Persian walnut) is the source of this 952-nucleotide messenger RNA. RefSeq names its product pathogenesis-related protein 1-like. The transcript has a single exon. The coding region runs from base 284 to 769 and encodes 161 amino acids. NCBI's taxonomy places the organism in Eukaryota, Viridiplantae, Streptophyta, Magnoliopsida, Fagales, Juglandaceae. Gene Ontology annotation, cellular component: extracellular region. The record is from RefSeq and is a predicted model, not a curated record.
AAGCCUUACAUUGGGAGAUCAUGUGAUUCUUGUAGAAAAGUUCAAGCAUCUCCUUGGGCCAGCCCCCAUUGUGCAUCCAGGAUCCAUGACCACGCCCAUUACCUUUUUUUAAGGGCAGGUUUAGUAUGGAAGUAUGGAACAUUAGCCCUUUUGCAGCAAAUAAGUAUGGAAGUACGCAAGUAGUCUAAACUAACCCUGUUUUGAAUUACUUUUUAAGUCAACCAAAGGCAACCGCAAGUCAAUUUCUCCCUUCUUUCCAAGGUGGCCGGGGGGCAAUACUGCAAUGGGUAACAUUUCAUUAGCAAUUGUCUGUGUCCUGGAUUAUACCAUCAUCCAUCUCUCCUGUCCCCAGAUUGAUUCAUCAUCACAGGACUACGUCAACGCCCACAACGCAGCUCGAUCACAGGUUGGAGUCGGACCUAUUACUUGGGAUGCUACCGUAGCGGCAUACGCACAGAAUUAUGCUAAUCAACUGAAGGGUGAUUGCAGACUAGAGCACUCGGGUGGCCCUUACGGUGAGAAUAUUGCAUGGAGUAGGGGUGACCUCUCGGGAACGGCUGCCGUUAACCUUUGGGUAGCAGAGAAGGCCGACUACAACUACAGCUCUAACUCAUGUGCUGCCGGCCGCCAGUGCGGCCACUAUACUCAGGUGGUUUGGAGCGAUUCUUUGCGCUUGGGCUGUGGUAAAGUCAGAUGCAACAAUGGCGGCACCUUCAUCACUGGCAACUAUGACCCCCCGGGCAACUAUGCCGGGCAGUGGCCUUACUAAUUAAUAAUUAGAGCUUUUCGAUCGUUACUUGUAGUUCCUGAUCAAAGCAAGCAUGCAUGCAUCUACGAGUUUUUAGAGGGUGACCUUAAAUAAGCUACUCAAGUAAUAUUGGCAUCAAACUCUGAAUAAAUAAAGUGAAACUCGUGAAGUAAUAUUAUAUAUGAGGAUCAGGUACUACUCAUU